Messenger RNA from Nezara viridula (southern green stink bug), 1594 nucleotides. Lineage: Eukaryota; Metazoa; Arthropoda; Insecta; Hemiptera; Pentatomidae. The record is from the annotation of a GenBank genome assembly.
GAUAACUCAAGAUUAACCGCCUAGUAAACAAUGUUGAAAUUUUGAAUUGUUUUAACUUAUUUGUACAGUUUUUGCUAAGUUUUAUAGUUGCAUUUGAUGUAAUUCGAUUUCAUAUUCAUUCGGUGCAGUUAUUUUUAGUGAAUAUGGAUAAAUUAGUUGAAACAAUACAUUCAUUUUUUCCUGACUUUAAUAUGUCAAUAAAUGAUCUUAAAAAUCCAACUGUUACUUUUGUAAGGGAUUUUUACAGUCGUGUACUUAUUGAACUUGGUGUGGAUUCUGAUAAUGUUAGAAAGGCUCAACUUGAUCAACUGGAAUAUGCUCAGGAUAUUGACUUAUUGCCCGUCCUUAAUUUGAUAACUGCCAUAAAUACAGCAUUUCCAUUUUUGAAUAUCAACCUUUUUGAUAUGCUUCAACCAACUCCUAAAAGAAAUGCCAUGCUGAUGUCGAAAGUGAUGAAUUUUAUGGAAUUUUGUGAAGCUCGAGUUGCUGCAAACAAUGAUGAAAUCAGGAAAUUUCAAGAAGCAAAAGAUAUUGAGAACCAUCUCAUGGAGACUAUUGAUAUGAAAACCAAAGAAUUGAAUGAUUUAGCAAGCGAGUUAGAGUCCUGUCAAAGUGCAAAGCAAGAGUUAAAAAUACAAAUAGAAUCACUGGAAAAUGGAUGCUAUGAUAACAGAAAAUACAAUUCUGCCUUGAAGGAAGGUAUACAAAGGCUUGAGGAAAAUUUUAAUUCUGUAAGCAAAGAAGCUGAAACAUUGAAACUGGAAAUUAGUUCAGUCAUUCGUGAAAUCGAUGCGUUAAAGAGUCAAAUUGUUGUUAAUCCAAUGGAAGAAAAACGAGAACUCGAUGUGAAGUUAAAGCAUAAGGAUGGGGUUUUGGAAAAAAAGAAACAACUCGAAGAAAAAUUGGCAGAAUAUAAAGAAGUUAAAGAAAAAAUGCAACUUCAAUUAGAGAUGAUCGAAACAAGAGUUGUUCCUAUCAUAAAAGAUUUGGAAGUGUUGCGCCUUUCUCAGGAAAAAGCAGUUUCAGCGCAAAAGACGAAAAAAGAAUUAGAAGAAUUGCAAAAAGUGAAAGAACAGUGUAUUGCAGAAUUAGACGAAAUUCGAAAAAAUUUCGAAACUGAAGAAAGUUACUUAAAGAGCCAACUUUCAAUUAUAGAAAAAGAUGAAGAAUUACUACAUAAGGCGAUAGAUGAAAAAAAGAGCGAUUAUGCACUUAAAUCGAAAGAACUCAAGAAACAACAAAAAUUUUUAAAAGAAGAACUUUCUUCUGUAAACAAAGAAAUAUCUAACUUGGAAAAUGAUUACCAUGAAUUACGUUCUAAAUUUUCUAUAGCAGUACAGGCAGUCAACUCGAAAUUAAAUGAGAUUACCAAAGGAAAAAAACAUAUAUUUGAUUAUUGAAGGAAAAUGAGAACAUGUUAUGUUAGUAAACUAACCGAUCUAUUUAGAUGUUAAAAUAUUGUUCUAAGUGUUUUAUUUAUAUAGUAAAUUAUAUUGUUCACUUUUUAUAAAAGAUAGAUGUAUCUAAAAUUUUUAAUAUAUUUAAUAAAAUGUUUAUAAUAAAUUAUUUGGAUUUAUCCCUCAGAUAUUAAAUU